UGGUUAGAUCUCUUUGCCGCCGGAGAUGAUCGCCGCCAUAAGAGCAGCGAUUCUCAAGCCACAGGACUGCUGCUCUCACCUCAAAACAGCGUUUUUCCAUUCUACUCCUAUCUUACAACGCAAACAUCAAUCCGAUUGGAAAGCUCGGAAUAAAAGGUUGGGAAGAAAGAGGGCAAAGCAAGAUUUGCGUCGUAAUGUGAAUUCUUUUGCGCAACACUUAUUUGGGGUAAAAAUCUCGACAUUUGAUGAUGGGUUUGAUUACUCUGGUAAACAUUCGUGGUUUCAGAAACAGUACUCCAGGGUUUCCAAAAGAAAUCGCAAGGGUAUACGCAUCCCUCAAAAUUUGGAUACAAGAUGUUUUGAUUUUAGCGGAGUUGAUGAUGGAUCUGAAAUUGAAUACUUUUUACGGAAUGCAUUGGGUGGAUCCCGGGGUUUCUCUUGGUCAAACACUCGUCAAGAGGGGGGAGCUCGCUCAGGGAGGUAUUCUUACAACUUUAGAAAAUCCUGGGGCUCGAGAUACCGAUUAGACGAAGAAGAAGAAGAAGCCGACGAGUAUUCUUCUAAAGAAUUUAGCGACACAGAACCAGUCCAGGAGUCUCAUCGACAAGCUCUUGGUUUGAGUUCCUCAGGUCCUUUAAACCUUGAAGAUGUCAAAAUGGCAUAUCGAGCUUGUGCAUUAAAAUGGCAUCCAGAUCGUCACCAGGCCUCUACCAAGAAUGCAGCCGAGGAAAAAUUCAAGCUCUGCACUGUGGCAUAUCAAUCUUUAUGCGAAAAGCUAGCCACAAACUAAUGGUGUAGUUUUUAUCACCUUGGGUUUUAAAAGACACAAUGAUAGGAAUUCAAUAGGCAAGUUGUUCAGAGAUCUCUUAUAACCUUUAGCUCAAGCAAAGUACCUCAGGUGGGGGUGGUGUGUAUUUAUCUCACAUAUGAGAUAUCACAAGAUCUUACUCUGACCACUCCACAGAUUUUGGAUUGUUGAACCCGGCUUCGUUGGUCAGAAUGAAUCACAUCGAAACCCUGUUUUACUCCAGCUUUCUUUGCUUAACAAUGGAAAGUUGGGACAAACUUCCAUUUGAUGAUAGCUACAUGCUGUAUUCAGGAUAUAGUUUUAAAUUUAAGUUCAUAUUAUUGGCUGGCACUUGGUUACAUGUAAUGCUCAGAGCAAUGCAGAUGAUCUUUGAGCUAAGAGAUUGAUGAAGACAUGCACAUCGAGGUCAACAUUUCAAUAGAUGUAAUAUACAUGUAUUGUAUUGUAUGAUUUUCACAUCGAGACAACAUGUUAUCCUUCACUAACAA
Messenger RNA from Capsella rubella, 1296 nucleotides. RefSeq lists its product as uncharacterized. The record is from RefSeq and is a predicted model, not a curated record. Lineage: Eukaryota; Viridiplantae; Streptophyta; Magnoliopsida; Brassicales; Brassicaceae.